Mercenaria mercenaria is the source of this 1675-nucleotide messenger RNA. RefSeq names its product methyltransferase-like protein 17, mitochondrial. The record is from RefSeq and is a predicted model, not a curated record. Bases 41 to 1657 code for a protein of 538 amino acids. The transcript is spliced from 16 exons. Gene Ontology annotation, molecular function: structural constituent of ribosome; methyltransferase activity. Gene Ontology annotation, biological process: translation. Gene Ontology annotation, cellular component: mitochondrial small ribosomal subunit. NCBI's taxonomy places the organism in Eukaryota, Metazoa, Mollusca, Bivalvia, Venerida, Veneridae.
UUCUUUAUUUUAUUUAUACAUUCACCUCGUGUCUGUAAACAUGUCAGCCGCCUUGCUCGGCACGAAGUUUAUUCGGCAAAUUGGCAGCUUAUGGACGUAUUCAAGAAUAACAUGUUAUCGUUUUCACCAGAAAAGGUGUUUACAAGAAGCUGUUUCCAUACCAGAACCAGCCUUUGAGCAAGAUAAGCAGGGAAAUUUAGUUGCACCAGUUGCUCGUGCAUUUCCAAGAGGACUUGAUAUUGACCCAGAAGUAUUGUCUCAGUACCAGGAAGAUCCGACACGUUAUUCAAAAACACAUGCUGGACUUAUGCAUCCCGAUAAAGUACCAUACCUACCAGAACAUUUGGUGAAAAAUGCACGUGCUGUGCUUGUAGAAAAUGACCUGAUCAGUCAUUCUAAAUUCAAAGACGAUGUGAAGCAUUUGCAAGAGGUGUAUUGGAGGAGACAACCCCCCAUUUCUGAGAGUUUCAAACAAGAGAAAAUACAGGAGCUGAAAGAGAAGCAUUUGGCUGAGGAGAUUGAGAGAGAAAAUAUCAAUUUUGAAGAGUUACAUGAAGGAAUAAAAGAAAGGCUGCUACAUAGAGUGGGCAGUGUAUCUAAUAAAGUGUUCAAGAAAACUUCACACAUGUGGAAACCUAUAGAUUACAGAGAUCAUACUGGAUUGGUCUAUUUAGCAGCAAGGCUAGCACCAAAUUAUACAGUGUUAUAUCGUAUAUUUUAUGAGAUUCACAAACUGGACAGUAGUUUUAAUCCAGGAGCUGUUCUCAAUGUUGGCUCUGGUACUGGUUCAGCUGUAUGGGCUGCCAAUGAAAUAUGGGCUAGGAAAGUGUAUGAAUAUUACAAUGUGGACAUUUCAAACUAUAUGAAUGAUUUAGCAAGGAAAUUAUUAGCUAAAGAUAUAGUGAAUCCCCUGGAUCUUGUAAUACCAGGCGUGCAUUUCCGACAGUCACUGCCCUCCCCACAGCAUAUAGAGAACAGAUUUCCAUUGGUUGUAAGUGCAUAUUUACUGAUGGAACAACCCAGCAUGAUUGAAAGGCUAAAUCUGGUCACUUUACUGUGGGAGUUGACCGAGGACUAUUUGGUUUUUGUGGAACAUGGAACCACUGCUGGGUACCGGCUUAUACUGGAAGCAAGAGAACUGAUCUUUAAGCUGAGAGAUAGGUAUCCAGAUUUAGAUGGCCAUGUAUUUUCUCCAUGUACCCAUGAUAUGGUUUGCCCAAAGUUAUACUUAAAGAACUCACCUUGCACAUUCCCUUUGGAGUAUAGAAUAUUUAAUAUCGGUAAAGAAUAUGGUCAAGGUUACACAAAGGCAACUGAAAGAUAUUCCUAUGUUGUGCUGAAGAAAGGAAAAAAGCAGGAAGGUAAAAGAUACCCAAGACUGACCAAUGUUCUACACAAGUCAGCACACAGUCCCUGUACAAUGUGCUGUCCAGAUGGAACCCUCAGACAGUUUGUUGUUACUCGAAAAAGACCAUCUGUUGCAUUACACAAGUGUACGAAGCGGUGUUCACCAGGGGAUUUCAUUCCUUUCUCAUGGCCAGAUACGUCAACACAGAUCAGUGAUAAUGUGAAUAAUGAAAGUAGAAAACAGAAAAAUAAUGACAAAAAUCUAAAAAAUGUGGAAAAUGACAUAAACAUUGAAGAAAAUUUGAAAUAAAAUCAUUUGUAAAAGGUG